AGCCUCAAUCCGAGUGAGACAACUCGACAGCGCGUAACCGGCUCGAAACGCGCUCCCGUUAUUUUGGGAAGGGCGCAUACUGACCCAACCCUUUGAGCUUCGGCAGGCAGAGAAAUGGACAUCCAACACAAGAGAAGGGUAGCGGAAAGAGCGGCAAAGGAACUGAAUGCAGUUUUCCACAUCGGUGCAUCAGAUGCCGAUCUAUUGGGGAACUUGGGAAAUGUUUCGAGGGAUGUAGAGGCGGAUUACCUGAGCAGGCAAGCAACAGAUACCAUCCCAAAGGUUAGCAAACUGGGCCAGAGUCGGCCAGGGCACCACAGCGACAAAGCAUCCCCAUACGGACACGGACACAGCCAUGGCCGCAAUGCCAAGCGUGCAAUGUCCCGAAGGCUACCAGUCCUCCCCGUCCUGCCAGUGCAGGGCCAAAAGCUUUGGGAGGCGCCCGUAUCCCAAUAUGAAACAUUCGCAAGAUCACCCACACGACGAACCUUCGAAGAAGAACAAAGCCUUCGAAAUCGUACAUCCCACCCCCACCGAUCUCUCGACGUCAUGCUCGUCGGGCAGGGGAUCUCAAACUGGACCACCCAGGGCCCGAAAGAGUUGGAAGAGCCCUGGCAUGAGACGUAUGAGGACGCUACAUUGCACGAAAAUGCCGGAAUCGAAUCGUUCCCGGAGGGCAGAGACACCCCCUCGCCGAUGCAGCUCGCCCCACUAGUCGUGCAUGACACCGCUUAUCAGACUGACCGGGGCUCGAAUGGAAACCCGAUUGAGGAGCAUGCGCGCUUUCAGAGUUUUAGCGAUAUUGAGGCGGUGUUCAAGAAGUAUUCGGCGUUGUUGGGGCGGGAGAGUGAGGGUUUCGGGGGAGCGAUGGAGGGGUCGUCUUUGGCGUCGCUGCCGAGGGCUUUGGGUGCUGCGGAUGAGAACGCGGACAGGAGAGCAUCUGUGACGGUUGUCACUACAUAGGGACCCACUACAGGUCCCCAAGACACGCCCGCUUCAACAGAAUCACAAUCUAAGCUAGAUAGCGUGGAUGAGAACCCUCCCGCGAACACGGCUAUGGAGGGCAUUAUAGUCGCAACGGAAUCAGCCGGAGAUCAAGAGGAACCAUCCGACCGUCCUCUCGGCGCGGAUUUGGGGUCCGGGGUCUUCAUGGAGACACAGCCGCCAGAAGUUCUUACGGGGCUCGGGGACGCUUCCAGUAUCCGCAUUACUAAGGAUUUAAAGCGGGAGAAUGAAGAUCAUCAGUCGCCGGUUUGGAGACCGGAGAAUGAGGUCGCACGGCUUGAAGGGAAGGCGGGACGCCAAAUGGAGGAGACGGAGUUUGGGGAUGUUGAGGAAUGGGUCGAAUCAGGUUGGUAAAUGCAUGGAGUGCCUAUUUAAACGU
Fimicolochytrium jonesii is the source of this 1384-nucleotide messenger RNA. RefSeq lists its product as uncharacterized. NCBI's taxonomy places the organism in Eukaryota, Fungi, Chytridiomycota, Chytridiomycetes, Spizellomycetales, Powellomycetaceae. The record is from RefSeq and is a predicted model, not a curated record. The transcript has 4 exons. The coding region runs from base 115 to 963 and encodes 282 amino acids.